Molecule: messenger RNA, 2670 nt
Organism: Daktulosphaira vitifoliae (grape phylloxera)
Lineage: Eukaryota; Metazoa; Arthropoda; Insecta; Hemiptera; Phylloxeridae
Gene: Rab26
Product: ras-related protein Rab-37
Exons: 8
Coding region: 324-1139 (271 amino acids)
Cellular component (GO): Golgi apparatus; endosome
Molecular function (GO): GTP binding; GTPase activity
Source: RefSeq, a predicted model, not a curated record
AAAUUGCAUUCUUUUAUCAUUUUAUCAAUGCGUACGUAUCAGGUUAAAGAAUAAGGGGACAUGCGCUAACAGAACGGGAAACUCCCAAAAUUGAUUGUUCUCGCCCCAGUUCUAUAAUUUUCCUCCAGGAUAUUACUUUUAAUUUAACUAAUGUUUUUCUAAUAGGUAAUACAGUUUCUAAAAUUAUAUAAACAUGCAAAAGUUAUUUUUUUAUCAACUCUUGAGGAGACGAAAAUUUAAGAGUAUGUAGAAAAACAAUCAACACGAAAUAAGAUGUGGAUAGAUUAAUAGUUAAUUGGAAGUUUUAAAAUACAGCUUAAACUAUGAAAAAGAUAAAGACUCCUGUAAUAGCAAUGUUUUCGACGGAUGAUAUUAUGAGUGAUGACGUGUUUGAAAGUGUAGAAGAAGCGGAAGAAAACACAAAUAAACAGAUACCUAAUGUGAUGAAACAUAACAAAAAUCUUUCAUCUACAGGAUAUAGGGACUAUAAACCAAAAACAAAUCUUAGGAAGCCAUCAGAUCCAUCUUUAAAAAUUAUUCACAAGACAAUUUUACUUGGUGACAGUGGAGUAGGAAAAACUUCACUGUUAGUUCGUUUUGAUACUGGACAAUUUCAAACUGGAAAUUUUUCUGCCACUGUUGGCAUAGGUUUUACGGUUAUGGUUCUUGGUGAUUCAGGUGUUGGGAAGACUUGUUUAUUAGUUCGUUUCAGAGAUGACAUGUUUUUAAGCGGAAAUUAUAUUUCCACAGUCGGUGUCGACUUCAGGAAUAAAGUUAUAUCUGUGGAAGACUCAAAAGUGAAAUUGCAAAUUUGGGAUACAGCAGGUCAGGAACGAUUUAGAAGCGUCACACAUGCAUACUAUAGAGAUGCUCAUGCUCUUUUACUUCUAUACGAUGUUACGAAUAGAACAAGCUUUGAUAAUAUAAGAGCCUGGCUAAGUGAAAUUCGAGAUUACGCGAAUGACCAAGUGGUUAUAAUGUUAAUAGGUAAUAAAGCAGACUGUAGCACCAGUGAUAGAAUAAUUAAAAAAGAAGAAGGUGAGAAAUUAGCACAAGAAUAUUCAGUCACAUUUAUGGAGACAUCUGCGAAAUCUGGGUUAAAUGUUGACGUAGCAUUCAUGGCUGUUGCUAGGGCAUGAUUAAAACCAAUACAAGGGUCUGUGUGUGAUAUUUUUUAAGUUUUUUUGUAGCAAUCCUACAAAACAAAAAAUUGUUGACAAAAUGAUGAAAUAUUGUCCAAUAGAAUGAGAUCAACCAUUUCUCAGGUACAGUUAUUAUUUUCUUGAUAAUAAUAUGAUGAUUAUUAAUUAAAGAGGCGCGAGUUAUACCCCUCUGAGGAACAGCUCUAAAACUAUGUAUUAGUCAAGUGUAUCUAUUAAAAUGUAAACAACCUAAUUUUUGGUUUAUUUAAUUGUGAAAUUGCAUUGAAAUGACUCUGGACCAACUUUGUAGCUGGGAAUUUUUCCUAACAAACUACAAUUUUCUUGUAUUUUUGUUUUUAUUGGCUUUUUUUUCAGAGAAUUAUUAUUCAAAAAAACUGGAGUAGAAGUUAAUAAAGGAUCGUUCAACGUUCAAGAUUAUGUAAGAGAACAAACAAAAACAAAUUGUCCAUCAUGCUCUCCUGCGUAGUAAAUAAAAUUGAAACCUUAAGUUCUAUCUCGACAUCAUAUAUUUUGAGAGCUACUAAGUAUUGGUUAAAUAUUAUUCUUGUAAAUUAAAAAAAUCUACUAAUUAUAUUAUUUACAUCUAUAUACGGAAUGCUUAUAUGUGAAAAUAUUUUUUAUGUUAAUUUUGUUUACUAACAAAUAAAAUUCUUAAGGAAUAUCCUUUAAUUGUAAUUGGGGGGUGUAAAUCCAAUAAGAACAUCAAAUUCUUGUAUUAUAGUAAUUUAAAACUAAAUACUUUUUAUUAUUAUCUAUAACAAACAAGAAUCUAAAACUUAUCAAAUCACUGUUCAUAAUAAGAUGGAUAUGUUUUAUCAGAUUAAUUAUUAUUUAAUAAAUGGCUAAUUAAUAUGAAAGCCAGCAAAAUUCUUGUUUUUCAGUUCUCUUAGACUUAUUUUCAAAGUUUUAAUAAAAACGAAUAAUAAUCUAAUAGUUUAUAUUUUUCAAAUACAUACAAAAUUAACUUUUUAAUGUAUUAAUUAUUGAUAUUGAAAGGUUCAGUAAAAUAACCUGGUGUUGUAGGCAUUUCUAUGAUUAAAAUAUUAACUUAUCUAGCGCACGGACAAGUCCAGUGAUAAAACCAAUAUAAUAAAAAAAUAAUAUUGUUUAUCAGAAAACAUAGAAAAGUGAAUUUCUAAAAAAGGUGAAGAUUUUUAGUUAUUGUACUGAACCCUUAAAUUGCAACACACGUUAUACAUUUACUCCCCUGAGUUAUAACUCUAAAAAACAUCUUAACAAAGCGUUUUAUAUAAAAGUUUUAAACAUAAAUGUUGAUACAAGUAAACAAAUAUUAAAAGUCGUGAACAUUUUUCUAAUAAUAUGUGUUUAAUUUUAGUGUAUAAAUUUAAGACUAUACCAAAGUAGAUAUUUUUAAUUAUUAUAUUUUAGUUUUUAUUUGUAAAAAAUGUUUUUAAAGAAAUCAAUUAUUUAUGUUUGAUUUUGAUUUAUGAUGAAACUUUUGUUAUACGUUAUUAUUAUAUUAUAUUAUAUAUAUAAAUUAUUGUUA